Erinaceus europaeus (western European hedgehog) is the source of this 4011-nucleotide messenger RNA. RefSeq names its product DExH-box helicase 30 (gene DHX30). NCBI's taxonomy places the organism in Eukaryota, Metazoa, Chordata, Mammalia, Eulipotyphla, Erinaceidae. Gene Ontology annotation, cellular component: cytoplasm; nucleus; intracellular anatomical structure. The transcript is spliced from 24 exons. The coding region runs from base 355 to 3939 and encodes 1194 amino acids. Gene Ontology annotation, molecular function: ATP binding; DNA helicase activity; G-quadruplex RNA binding. The record is from RefSeq and is a predicted model, not a curated record.
GGGGCCGCGGCUCAUGCGCGGUGCACCGAGGCUUGUUUCACAUCUGUAACAACAGGUAUCUUAUAGGUGCUGAUGAAGGACAAUUCACAGAUGGGGAGAUAGCAUAAAGGUUAUGCAAACAGAUUCUCAUACCUGAGUCUCUUAAGAUCCCAGGUUCAAUCAACAGUACCACCAUUAACCAAAGCUGAGCUGUGUUCUGGAGGAGGCCCAGCCUCGUGAUGAGGAAUAGCAAGGAGAGAAUUCAGCUUCAGUUCAAAAGCCUGCAGAAUCGGAGACCGUCUCUGCUCUUGUAAGAAGUCCCAGGAAAACAGCAAAUGUUCUAAUAAGGAUUCCGCCUUUCCCUCCUGGCCAGAAAUGUUCAGCCUGGAUUCAUUCAGAAAAGAUCGGGCCCAGCACAGGCUGCGUCAGUGCAAACUUCCCCCACCCCGCCUGCCGCCCAUGUGUGUCAACCCUGCCCCUGGAGGGACCAUCUCUCGAGCUUCUAGGGACCUAUUGAAAGAAUUCCCACAGCCCAAAAACCUCCUCAACAGCGUGAUUGGAAGAGCCCUCGGCAUCUCGCACGCGAAGGACAAGCUGGUCUACGUGCACACGAAUGGCCCCAAGAAAAAGAAAGUGACCCUUCACAUAAAGUGGCCCAAGAGCGUGGAGGUGGAAGGCUAUGGCAGCAAGAAGAUCGACGCCGAGCGACAGGCUGCGGCUGCCGCCUGCCAGCUGUUCAAGGGCUGGGGUCUUCUGGGCCCCCGGAAUGAGCUGUUCGAUGCGGCUAAAUACCGUGUGCUAGCCGAUCGCUUUGGCUCUCCGGCUGACAGCUGGUGGCGUCCAGAACCCAACAUGCCACCCACUUCCUGGCGGCAGCUGAAUCCUGAGAGCAUCCGCCCCGGGGCACCUGGGGGCCUGUCCCGCUCCUUGGGCCGAGAGGAAGAGGAAGAUGAGGAGGAAGAGCUCGAAGAGGGGACCAUUGAUGUCACUGACUUCCUGUCCAUGACCCAGCAGGACUCUCACACCCCACUCAGGGACUCAAGGGGAGGCUCCUUUGAAAUGACAGAUGACGACAGUGCUGUCAGGGCUCUGACCCAGUUCCCACUCCCCAAGAACCUUCUGGCCAAGGUGAUUCAGAUCGCAACGUCGUCCUCCACGGCAAAAAACCUCAUGCAGUUCCACACCGCGGGCACCAAGACCAAGCUGGCCACUCUCACCUUGCUCUGGCCCUGCCCCAUGACCUUUGUCGCCAAAGGACGCCGCAAGGCAGAGGCUGAGAAUAAGGCGGCAGCCUUGGCCUGCAAGAAACUGAAGAGUCUGGGCCUGGUGGACCGGAACAACGAGCCGCUCACCCACGCCAUGUACAACCUGGCCUCCUUGCGUGAACUGGGUGAGACCCAGCGCCGGCCUUGUACUAUCCAGGUGCCCGAGCCCAUCCUCCGCAAGAUAGAGACCUUCCUGAACCAUUACCCUGUGGACAGCUCAUGGAUCUCCCCAGAGCCCCGGCUGCAGAGUGAUGACAUUUUGCCCCUGGGCAAGGACUCCGGGCCCCUGAGUGACCCCAUCACAGGCAAGCCCUACGUGCCCCUGUUGGAAGCAGAGGAGAUGCGUCUGAGCCAGAGCCUGCUGGAGACAUGGCGGCGGCGAGGGCCGGUGUGGCAGGAGGUCCCCCAGCUCCCCGUGGACCCGCAUCGGGACACCAUCCUCAGUGCCAUCGAGCAGCACCCGGUGGUGGUCAUCUCUGGGGACACGGGCUGUGGGAAGACCACACGCAUACCCCAGCUGCUGCUGGAGCGCUACGUGACUGAGGGCCGCGGUGCCCGCUGUAACGUGAUUAUCACUCAGCCGCGCCGCAUCUCCGCCGUGUCUGUGGCUCAGCGUGUCAGCCACGAGCUCGGUCCUUCACUGCGCCGGAACGUGGGCUUCCAGGUGCGGCUGGAAAGCAAGCCCCCGGCCCGCGGCGGGGCCCUGCUCUUCUGCACCGUGGGCAUCCUGCUCCGCAAGCUGCAGAGCAACCCCAGCCUGGAGGGCGUCAGCCACGUCAUCGUGGACGAGGUGCACGAGCGGGACGUGAACACAGACUUCCUGCUCAUCCUGCUCAAGGGCCUGCAGCGGCUCAACCCGGCCCUGCGGCUGGUGCUCAUGAGCGCCACUGGCGACAACGAGCGCUUCUCCCGCUACUUCGGCGGCUGCCCUGUCAUCAAGGUUCCUGGUUUCAUGUACCCUGUCAAGGAGCACUACCUGGAGGACAUCCUGGCCAAGCUGGGCAAGCACCAGUACCCGCAUCGGCACCGGCACCACGAGUCUGAUGACGAGUGUGUACUUGAUUUGGACCUUGUGACUGACCUGGUUCUGCACAUUGAUGCUCGUGGGGAACCAGGUGGGAUCCUCUGCUUUCUGCCUGGCUGGCAGGAGAUCAAAGGCGUCCAGCAGCGCCUCCAGGAGGCUCUGGGCAUGCACGAGAGCCAGUAUCUCAUCCUACCAGUGCACUCUAACAUCCCCAUGAUGGACCAGAAGGCCAUAUUCCAGCAGCCUCCACUUGGGGUGCGCAAGAUUGUCCUGGCCACCAACAUCGCAGAGACCUCCAUCACCGUGAACGACAUCGUGCACGUGGUGGACAGCGGUCUGCACAAGGAGGAACGCUAUGACCUCAAAACCAAGGUGUCGUGCCUGGAGACGGUAUGGGUGUCGCGAGCCAACGUGAUCCAGCGCCGAGGCAGGGCAGGCCGCUGCCAGUCGGGCUUUGCCUACCACCUGUUCCCCCGGAGCCGGCUGGAGAAGAUGGUCCCUUUCCAAGUGCCGGAGAUCCUGCGCACGCCCCUCGAGAACCUGGUGCUGCAAGCCAAAAUCCACAUGCCUGAGAAGACGGCAGUGGAAUUCCUCUCCAAGGCUGUGGACAGUCCGAACAUCAAGGCCGUGGACGAGGCCGUCAUCUUGUUGCAGGAGAUCGGAGUGCUGGACCAGCGGGAGUACCUGACCGCCCUGGGGCAGCGGCUGGCGCACAUCUCCACGGACCCCCGGCUGGCCAAGGCCAUCGUGCUGGCCGCCAUCUUCCGCUGCCUGCACCCGCUGCUCGUGGUCGUUUCCUGUCUCACCCGGGACCCCUUCAGCAGCAGCCUGCAGAACCGGGCAGAGGUGGACAAGGUGAAGGCGCUGCUGAGCCAGGACAGCGGCAGCGACCACCUGGCCUUCGUGCGGGCUGUGGCAGGCUGGGAGGAGGUGCUGCGCUGGCAGGACCGCAGCUCGCGGGAGAACUACCUGGAGGAGAACCUGCUGUACGCGCCCAGCCUGCGCUUCAUCCACGGGCUCAUCAAGCAGUUCUCAGAGAACAUCUACGAGGCCUUCCUGGUGGGGAAGCCUUCGGACUGCACCCUGGCCUCCGCCCAGUGCAACGAGUACAGUGAGGAGGAGGAGCUGGUGAAGGGUGUGCUGAUGGCCGGUCUUUACCCCAACCUCAUCCAGGUGAGGCAAGGCAAGGUGACCCGGCAGGGCAAGUUCAAGCCCAACAGUGUCACUUACAGGACCAAAUCAGGCAACGUCUUGCUGCACAAGUCGACCAUCAACAGGGAGGCCACACGGCUCCGGAGCCGGUGGCUGACUUACUUCAUGGCUGUCAAGUCCAAUGGCAGCGUCUUCGUCCGGGACUCAUCCCAGGUGCAUCCUCUGGCUGUGCUACUGCUCACGGACGGCGAUGUCCACAUCCGGGAUGAUGGGCGCCGGGCCACCAUAUCGCUGAGUGACAGCGAUCUGCUGAAGCUGGAGGGUGACUCGCGGACAGUGCGGCUGUUGAGGGAGCUGCGCCGGGCUCUGAGCCGCAUGGUGGAGCGGAGCCUGCGCAGCGAACUGGCCGCACUGCCGCCCGGGGUGCAGCAGGAGCACGGGCAGCUGUUGGCCCUGCUGGCAGAACUGCUGCGUGGACCCUGCGGCAGCUUUGACGUGCGGAAGACAGCUGAUGACUGAGCCCCCAUCUGCUGGGGCUGUGUACAGAGCGCAGAUGUUUAUUUAAAAUAAAGUUCUAUUUAUCCCUUGUGA